Fusarium oxysporum Fo47 is the source of this 333-nucleotide messenger RNA. RefSeq lists its product as uncharacterized. NCBI's taxonomy places the organism in Eukaryota, Fungi, Ascomycota, Sordariomycetes, Hypocreales, Nectriaceae. The coding region runs from base 1 to 333 and encodes 110 amino acids. The record is from RefSeq and is a predicted model, not a curated record. The transcript has a single exon.
AUGGGGAACCCUAAGAAGAGUAAAAAGUAUUAUGCAGUCAUUAAAGGGCAUAUUAACAAGCCUACUAUCUUCUCAUCUUGGUACCAUUUACUCAAGGAUAACUCCCAAGACAAGUUGAUUAACGGCUCUCAGGGCAGAUGCAUACCCGCGAGUCCUUCUAAGCAUAGGGGCUUCUACACAAUUCAUAAAGCACGAAUAUAUAUGGAACUAAUAGGAGUAGACUAUAUCGAACAAUUGAUCGACGAUGGAACAGACGAAACGGCACCCUUGCCUGACCCAUAUAACCAUUAUGCCGUCGCUAAUGGUCCCAAGCCUGGUAUUUAUCUAUUCUAG